AUGACGCAGCCACUCUCGCAAUCGCUGCGCGCCUUGAUGGCUCACCAGAUCUUCUCACCCAACACCAACGUCGGCAAGACCCUGAUUGCCGCCGCCCUGUGCCACGCAGCCACCUCUGACACCACUUCAACUUCAGCUUCAACUUCAACCACAACUUCAUCUACAUCAACCAGCACCACAAAGCCGCGUUCGCGUGUGCUCUAUCUCAAGCCCCUCCAGACGGGCUCCAACACGGACUCGGACGAGGAGUUUGUCACGCGAUUUGCGCCGCAGAUCGAGGCCCGCACGCUGUUCAAGUACGCCGCCCCAGUCUCGCCACACCUGGCCGCAGCCAUGGAGGAGGAUACCCAGCAACCCGUGACAGACGCACAAUUGGUCCAGGCGGUGUCAUCGGCAAUGACGCAAUUCCGCGAGAGUCUGCGCGACGAAGCAGACGGGCUGCGCUGGUGCCUCGUCGAAUCGGCAGGCGGCGUGCUAUCCCCUGCAACGUCCGGCACGCCCCAGGCAGACGUGUUCCGUCCGAUGCGGCUCCCCGCAAUCUUGAUUGGCGACUCCAAGCUGGGCGGCAUCUCGGCCACGUUGUCUGCGUUCGAGUCGCUGAGCCUUCGCGGCUACGACGUCCCUUGUGUCGUCAUGUUCCACGACCGCGAGCUUGAAAACGACAAGACCAUUGAAAAGCAGCUCCGUCACAUGAAGGUGCCCGUCUGGGUUCUGCCACCACCCCCACCGCGUCCUGCGCCCAUCACGCUGGCCUCGCCACCACCGACGCGAGGCGCCUCUUCUUCAACACCGGCCGCGACCGAUCCGAGCGCGUCGCUCAACCCGACCGAAAUUGACACGCGCAACUUGCGCCAGUGGAUGCGGGACGCCCAGCCAACGGCGCUUGCGAUUCUGCAGUUUUUGAGCGAACAGCACUACCUGCGCUGGAAGAGUCUCAGCCUCCUUGGCAUGCGUGCGUCUGCGUCCAUCUGGUGGCCCUUCACCCAGCACAAGACGCUGUCGUCCAUCAACGUGAUUGACAGCGCCUAUGGCGACCACUUUUCGCUGGUUCGUGAUGGCGAGUCUGGUUUGGCCAGCAAGUCUGGUAGGGGCCCAACCGCUCCUGCGGGCGCGGAUCCCGGGUUUAUUGCAAACCCCACGAUUGUUGAAACGUUUGAUGCCUGCGGAAGUUGGUGGACACAAGGCGUGGGCCAUGGCAACCCUCGGCUCGUGCUCGCCGCAGCCAACGCGGCUGGCCGUUACGGUCACGUUUUGUUCCCGGAAAAUGCGCACGAGCCUGCCGUCGAUUUGGCCGAGAUGCUUUUGGAUGCGGUCAAUCGGCCAGUGUCGGCGAACUGGUGGCGCGCGCUUCCGCCCGCCAACGCCAACGACGCCCAGGGCAGCAGCGGCAGCGGCGGCACCAAUGUGGUAGCAGACAACGAGCUCGCUCCUUGGGCUACGCGCGUCUUCUUCUCGGACGAUGGCUCCACUGCGAUGGAGAUUGCCCUGAAGAUGGCGUUUCGCAAGCGCGCCAACGAUCUCGGGCUGGCGUCGCAGAUCGCCAAGACUGAGCUCAAGGUCAUUGGCAUUACCAACGCCUACCACGGAGACACGAUUGGGACCAUGGACGCUGCCAAUCCCACCGUGUUCAACUCAAAGGACAACUGGUAUCGUGGCCGUGGUCUUUGGUUUGCACCCCCGACGAUGCGCUUGUAUCGCGGCCAAUGGCAAAUUGUCCUGCCCGAGCACAUUGCUUCGUCGCCUGUCGCCCAGUCUACUCGCACAGUGCCGGACUCUGAGCUGUCUCUACUCAACGCCGAGGCCGCGUUUGACUUGCAACGCGACGCGAGCUCGUUGGCGGCGUUGUACACGAGCUUUGUGAAUGCUGCACUCGACGGAGCCUGCAACACGGCGCCCGCUGCUCUCAACAACACUGUGGUUGCUCCUGUGGAUGUUGAUGGAAGCGCUGGUGGUGGUGAUGGUGGUGGUGGUGGAGUUUCCGGUGUGACGGCUUUGCGACCCCCCACCUCGGCGUCUGCCGCUGCGUUUGGUGCGCUCGUCCUCGAGCCCAUCUUCCAAGGCGCUGGCGGCAUGAUUAUGAUUGAUCCACUGUUCCAGCGCGUUUUGGUGCGCGCCGCGCGCAGCCGUGGCAUUCCGGUCAUUUUCGACGAGGUGUUUGUCGGCUGCUACCGGCUCGGUGUGCCCACGACCAGCCGCUGGCUCGGGGUCACGCCCGACAUUGCUUGCUAUGGCAAGCUGCUGACAGGCGGUCUUGUUCCUCUCGCAGCGACCCUUGCGACCGACGCCAUCUUCAACGCCUUCCGCGGCGACGCCAAGACGGAUGCGCUGCUUCACGGGCACUCGUACACGGCCCACCCGGUCGGCUGUCGCGCCGCAGUCGAGGCGCUUCGCAUCUACCGCGAGCUGCCGACGUACAACCGCAUGCAGGACCAUCUCCAGCAGCAGUGGGAUCCGGCGCGCCUCGACACCAUUUCAAAGCUUGCCCAAGUCGAAAGCGUGGUCGCCUUCGGGUCACUGUGCGCUGUGACGAUGGCGGCGCCGUCUUCGGGAGACCACGCUGGCUACAAUGCCACCACCGUCAGCUCGCGCGUCGUUGCCAGCCUUCGCGAGCUCGGCGUCUACGCUCGUCCGCUCGGCAAUGUUGUGUAUGUGACUGCCUCGCCCACCUCGUCCGCGGCUGCAUUCACCGAGUUGCUCGACAAGCUGUUCACUGCCAUUUCUGGCAACGUGUUGGUCAACCGCAGCGUUGUUGAGCAAAUGGCCCGCACAGUUGUGUGA
Molecule: messenger RNA, 2778 nt
Organism: Capsaspora owczarzaki ATCC 30864
Lineage: Eukaryota; Filasterea; Ministeriida; Capsasporidae
Exons: 1
Coding region: 1-2778 (925 amino acids)
Biological process (GO): biotin biosynthetic process
Cellular component (GO): mitochondrion
Molecular function (GO): pyridoxal phosphate binding; magnesium ion binding; dethiobiotin synthase activity
Source: RefSeq, a predicted model, not a curated record